AUGGGUGAUUCUAAGGGCCUAAGAGUUAUUUGGCCUCCCAAUGGCCUAAAACCACCUAACCACACACAUGACAUCGUGUUUGUACAGAACCAGAGAUCUGUACUCGACUGGAAGGCAAAGAACGGAGCCAUUCUUCCAGAGAAAAUUGGACCAGAAUUGGAGACAAGUCGUAUUUUUGGAUUUGACUAUGAUCUGGAGGAUGCGAGGAUCACCUCUGACGGCUUCUUUGAAAAUGACAUUAUAUUCGGCCCAGGUUACGAUCUGUGUUCAAAGCUAAAUGUCGUGAAGAGUAUAGACAAGGAGCACAUCCCAAUAACUUUUGUUGGCCAUUCCGUCGGCGGUGUGGUCGUCAAACAUGCACUCUGGAUUUCCAAACAGAGACCUCAGCUGGGAGCCAUCUUGAAACAAACAAGCCACGUUAUUUUUGUCGACACGCCUCAUUCCAACUUGACUUGGAGCCUUUGGAAAACUUUAUCAGCUGAUCCCCAAAGGGAAAGCCGUGGCUGUUGGCAACUAUGGUCAACCGCUGUUGAUAGUGCGCAGGACAAAUUUCGGAAGCUUGCGUGCUACUUUAACAUCUCGUCGGCGUUUCUAGCAUUGAGAGGCCCUGAAGCAUAUCUUGAUGGAUAUACCUUAGAAGAUUCGCCAAACGGAAGGGUCUUCGAGUUUCCUGUGACUGAAAAUCACAAAGGCCAAGACCGUAUCAAUAAAGAUUUCAUAUCAGAAUGGCUUCUUGAUUGCAUAAGAGAAACUAAAUUUUGCCUGACAAGGAAAAAUGCCCACGUUCUUAAAAUCAAAUCCUGGCUUGAAUUCCAGCCCGAGAUCAUCAAUGCUCAUACAUAUGAGCGGAAUCUUAGGCUGCGAUAUUCUGGCACCGGCAAUUGGCUUUUGAACCAUGCAUCCUUUCGCCAAUGGACUAGUGAUGGGGUUCGGAGCCCAAUCCUUUGGUUAACCGGCCCCGAAGGAUCCGGAAAGUCGGUACUUUCUUCAGUGAUCACUCACCAUUUAUCACAGACACUCCAGGACCCGGCCGCAUAUAUCUACUUUUGCUCUCAAAAGCCUCGUUCGGCUUUUCAGCUAGCCUCCUUAUUGGCUUUGCAACUUGUCGAUUUUGUAUUAGAGAAGAAUGGAGGUGUAAGCAUUGAAAUUCUCCACGUUAUUGAGGAGGAAUCGAGUCGGCUCCAGCGAAUUCACCGUCUGCUUAGGAUUCUUGUGUCUCAGUGCCAGAGAGUCUUCUUCAUUCUGGAUGGGAUCGACCAUAUGGGUCUCCCUGAAGGGAUUGAACUGCCUUGGAGAGCGCAAGAAGUGGAAAGAACAACCCAACACAUGGAAACCACACUUAAGUUUCUCAUGGAUUUGGCUCGUAACUCAAAAUUUGGUUCUGUGAGAGUGUGGUGUUCUUCGCAACACACUAGCGGAAUAGAGAACCUACUAAUGAAAGAUUCAGCUGCUACACGAUUGCGCAUGGAAGGCGAUACAGUUGCGGAAGAUAUCAGGAGAUACCUCAACCAUCCUACCAAACAAGAACACGGUGAACUCAUCUCUAAAGACGAAAAUUCAGAAAAUGAUUACUCAUUCAUUCCUGAAAUACAAAGAAACUUUCUCUUAGCCUCGUUG
Clonostachys rhizophaga is the source of this 1617-nucleotide messenger RNA. The record is from the annotation of a GenBank genome assembly. NCBI's taxonomy places the organism in Eukaryota, Fungi, Ascomycota, Sordariomycetes, Hypocreales, Bionectriaceae.